Loa loa (African eye worm) is the source of this 507-nucleotide messenger RNA. RefSeq lists its product as hypothetical. NCBI's taxonomy places the organism in Eukaryota, Metazoa, Nematoda, Chromadorea, Rhabditida, Onchocercidae. Bases 1 to 507 code for a protein of 168 amino acids. The transcript is spliced from 3 exons. Gene Ontology annotation, cellular component: nucleus. Gene Ontology annotation, biological process: maturation of SSU-rRNA from tricistronic rRNA transcript (SSU-rRNA, 5.8S rRNA, LSU-rRNA). The record is from RefSeq and is a predicted model, not a curated record.
AUGGAGCAUGACUGGAUGCUCUGUGUGGAUCGCCUCUUGGGGGCAUGGACAGGAUAUCAGUUGGGAGUGAGGAUGCUUUCCGGUGGGCCGGAAACGUAUGAAAAGGCGAAAUGGUUCGCUGAGGUUCUAGCUGAGCAUGUAUCCAAUUCACAGAACCUGCAGGUCCAUGACUUGAGCGAAUGGAUAAGUGACGUUUUGGAUAAUGAAUUUGAUCUUAUUCUAGAGGAUAAUAGCCUGGAGUGGCUUGCUUCAUCUUUGCUAAAAUGCAGUAUGUGGUUGAAGAAAUGUCAGAAAGCGGAACUUGAGAAUUUUCUGUCCCAGUUGCCGUCCGAAAGUUCCGUGCAAACUGCUGCGAUAGAAAGUCAAGUGGUAUUGGACAAUUCAGAUGAAGAAAGCAGUGACUGUGAAGAACUCGAGCAUGAAACCCGAGACGAACAAACUAAGAAGCCGUCGAGGAAACGCAUGGAAACCGAUGAAGAUGGUUGGACAACAGUUAUUCGCAGAUAA